GAGCGCCUUUCCUUUUUCCUUUGACAAGAUGCUUCGGUCGUCACUUCGUCGCGCGAUAGUGCGGCUGCCGUCAGCCAUGCUGGGCAGCGCCGGGCCGCCCGCUGCCAAACUCGCCGCCAUACAGGUAUGUAGGCAGAUGCAUAGAUGCAGCAGACGGGCUGCUGAGUCUGUGGUGGUCUGCUGUUUGAUUCACGCAGUGCGGCAGCCGGUGUUUUUCGGCUGCCGCCGGCGGGAAGAUCAAGGUGGCAAACAAAGUGGUCGAAAUGGACGGAGAUGGUACGACGCACAGAGAUCUGGAGGCAAAGACAAACAAAGAAUAUGAUGCAUGUGCAUUUGGUUGUGUGUGUGUGUGUUUGUAUCUGUGUGUGUGUGUUUGUGUCUGUUUCUCCAGAGAUGACCCGUAUAUUGUGGGCGUGGAUCAAGGACAAGCUGAUCUUCCCCUACGUGGACCUCCCAAUCGCCUACUACGACCUCGGCAUCGAAGAGAGAGACAGGUGCAGUGCCCACAGACAGACAGUCAGACACACGCAGCACAGCACAUCCAUGGAAUGCAAUGCGUCUGUUGUGUGUAGGACGAACGACAAGGUGACGAUUGAGUGUGCGGAGGCCAUCCAGGAGCACAACGUGGGCAUCAAGUGCGCCACCAUCACACCAGACCAGGUGGGUAUCCACACACCCACAGCACACCCACAGCACACCCACACACACAUGAAUGCGUUCAGGCCCGUGUGGAGGAGUUUAAGCUCAAAGAGAUGUGGAAGAGCCCCAACGGCACCAUACGGUAGGUGCACAACACACACACACAUACACACGCGCGCACACCGAGGGCGAGAGAGGGACGUGUGUGUUCGUGCCGUGAUGUGUGUGUGUGUGUGUGUGUGUGUGCAGCAACAUGUUGGACGGGACGGUGUUUCGGGCCCCAAUCAUCAUCAGCAACGUCCCACGACUGGUCGGUAUACACACACACACACACACGUGACCGUACACAUGGCAUGGACGCCCAUCUGCAUCUGUGUGCAUCUCUCCGUGAGUCGAUUGUGUGUAGGUCCCGGGCUGGAAGAAGCCCAUCAUCAUCGGCCGCCACGCACACGCAGACCAGUACAAGAACAAGUCACUGGUAGGCCUUAAGGAAGGAAGUGGACAUGAAAUGAACGGUCCAUCAAUCCACUGCACGUCGACAAGCCAAGCGGAUGUGUGAUGGUGUUUGGUGUGUGUGCUGUGUCCAGGUCAUUGAGGAGCCCGGCACUUUCGAGAUCUGCUUCACGCCCAAAGGUGCGCCUGCACGCCGUUCUUGCAGGACGCGCAGAAGGAUGUGUGUGUGUGUGUGCAGGUUCGACUGAGCGCAAGUGCCGCACCGUCUUCGACUUCAACGGACGGGGUGAGGUACACACACACGUCAGGUUGAUGAGCGGCCGUCUAGAUCGACACACACACAAAUACCUGUCUGUCUGUCUGUGUGUAUGUGGUGUGAUGACUGCAGGUGUGGCCCUGGGCAUGUACAACACGGAGAAGAGCAUCCGGGGCUUCGCCUACGCAUGCUUCCAAUAUGCACUCGCACAAGUGAGCGGAGCGGAGCGGAGCGGAGCUGGUUGGGGUCGGGCAUCCCUCCCACCCAUCCACACGUGUCAAUCUUUCCCAAUCUCUCUCUCUCUCUCUCUCUGCGUGUGUGUGUUUGUGCCUCUCAGGGGAUGCCUCUGUAUAUGUCGACAAAGAAUACGAUCCUCAAGAAGUACGACGGCAUGUUCAAAGACGUAUUCAACGAAAUCUAUGAGAAGGAGUUCAAACAGGUCAGACAGCGCAGCGCCCAGCCGCACACACCCCAAUAGACCUUUUUGUGCAUUUUUCCUCUCGUUCGUGUGUUGUGUGCAGCAAUUCGAGAAGGCGGGCCUCUGGUAUGAGCACCGUCUCAUCGACGACAUGGUACACACACACACACACACACACAUGCUCAUCCACGGCUGACCCAUCGGUCCAUCGAAUCGAUCGCGCGCAUGAUGAGCAAUCAUUUUAAUCAUUCGCUCCGACACACACACGUGUACACGUGACGACACAAGCUCGAGAGAGCGAUCCCCUAAACUGAGCCAGCGAUCCCCACACACACACACACACACACUCGCACAAGCCACUCACCCACGUGUCCAUCCUUGUGUGUGUGUUUUGAUGAGUGCAGGUGGCCCAGGCGCUCAAGAGUGAGGGCGGCUUUGUGUGGGCGUGCAAGAACUAUGACGGAGACGUGCAGAGCGACAUCGUCGCACAGGCACACACACACACACACACAGACACAUUCUCGUGUGUGACACCCCUUGAUGGACACGUGUAUAUGUAUGUGUGUGUGUGUGUGUCAGGGAUACGGCUCGUUGGGUCUGAUGACGUCCGUGUUGGUGUGUCCCGACGGCAAGACAGUGGUGGCAGAAGCAGCACACGGCACCGGUUGGCACACAGACAAACCACACACACAUACACACAUAUCUGUCCCCCUCUGUCUGUAUGUGUGUGUGUGUGUGUCAGUAACCCGCCACUACCGUGCGCAUCAGCGAGGCGAGAAGACGUCCACCAACCCAAUCGCCAGCAUAUUCGCCUGGAGCAGAGGGCUCGCACAGAGGUUGGUAGGUGGGCAGCGGUGGGACGUGACGGCCAACCAGUGUGUGUGUGUGGUGCAGAGCCAAGUUGGACAACAACCCCGCCCUUGAGCACUACUGCCUCGCGCUAGAGAAGGUAUGAGUGGAUGAGUGGAUGGAUGGCUGGACACCCAUAUAUAUGGUGCACUCGUGUCGUGUGUCAAUGAUAGGCGUGCAUCGACACGGUGGAGGCCGACCAGAUGCCCAAGGACCUCAGAGUCUGCAUCAAGGGCACCACCAAAGUCGACGUCAGUAACCUCUCCCCGCACUUCCCCAUCCACACACACACACUCACAUUCACACGCCCAUCCCUCUCUCUCUCUUUCUUUCUCUCUGUGUGUGUCUGUCUGUGUGUGUGUGUGUGUGUCAGCCGUCCGAGUAUCUGCUCUCAGAGGAGUUCAUCGACGCCAUCGCAGCCAAGCUGUCAGACAUACUCAAGAAACCACUGCCGUAAGAGCCCCACAGACAGACACACAGACACACACACAAGUUGAUGUGUGUGUGUGUGUGUGUGUGAUGGUGUGUGCAGCAAGCCGACGCCGGGAGAGCCGAGCAAGUUGGAGAACGCCAAUUGGGACCACUACGCCGCUUACGAAAACGAAACAGCAGAACAGGUGUGUGUGUGAAGGGAUGCAAUGCGGGUGUGGACACUGUGGACAUCCAUCCAUCCAUCCAAUGCAUUGGAUGUGUGUGUAUGUGUGUGUGUGUGUGUGCUGCGCUCAGGUGUUCGGCGACGUUGAGAAGAACACCGAGAAGUGACGUAUUAUCCAUCCUUGGGGCUGUCG
Molecule: messenger RNA, 3403 nt
Organism: Vitrella brassicaformis
Lineage: Eukaryota; Vitrellaceae
Source: the annotation of a GenBank genome assembly